CGGUGGCUGAAAAAGUUGUCUUGAUGCAUCCAUGGUGUACAUCGCAUCCUGGCAGGAAUAUCAGGAGGCGGCUGAGGCCCUCUAUGCAAAAUCUCCCAAUAAUACCCGUUACUGUGUAAAAUGGAAGUCAUCCGAGGGAAAGCUCGUGCUAAAGAUCACCGAUAACUCUUCAUGUCUCAAAUUCAAAACGUAUUCGUCGAUCUUCCUCAACCGAUUCGAGGCUUUGAAUCUAUCGUUGAUGCAGAAAAUGCAGAAUAAGCGCCUCGCCGUCCCAACAGCCCAGACAAAAUCAGAAUCUGUUCAAGAAGUCGUUCCAGGUGGUGCCGCCUCAUCAGCAGUUCCUUCUCAAGGUCUAUCGGCGGCGGCGGGCGGUGUGAAGAAGAAGAAACCAAAGAAGAAGAAGAAUUAGCAUGGGCAUGUGUCUGCGCAGAUGAUUGUAUUGUCAGUGUGUUUGUUUGGUCUCGUGUGUGUAGUUUCUAGCAGCAAUCGCUUUAUGUUCUUUGCAGACAACCAGACUUUUUGGUAUUUGGGGAAGCGUGCCAACGUGUUUGUCGUAUCAAUCCACAAGGAAUCUUAAUCAGCCCCUUUCUUGAUUCAUAUAGAUGGCUCCUAGGUCUACAGGGAGCUUGAUCGAUGGGUCGACUAUCCUGCCACCUCGCACUAUUACCCGCAAUAUCGUUGAGAUUGUCGUGCUAUUUUAAAAUAAUACAAUACCAAAGAAUUACAUGCUCUAGUACAACAAAAGUCCAAAUAUUUGAUAUCUCCCA
Messenger RNA from Serpula lacrymans var. lacrymans S7.9, 767 nucleotides. RefSeq lists its product as uncharacterized. Gene Ontology annotation, biological process: SRP-dependent cotranslational protein targeting to membrane. The coding region runs from base 32 to 409 and encodes 125 amino acids. The record is from RefSeq and is a predicted model, not a curated record. Lineage: Eukaryota; Fungi; Basidiomycota; Agaricomycetes; Boletales; Serpulaceae. Gene Ontology annotation, cellular component: signal recognition particle, endoplasmic reticulum targeting. Gene Ontology annotation, molecular function: 7S RNA binding. The transcript is spliced from 4 exons.